CAGAGACACAUGAAUUGACCUAGUAAACAAUUCACUACGUGUUGAUGACCAUCUGCACAUAAUAUUAAUUAUAUAAAAGCUUGGUAGCGGUCACGUAUUUGCUGUUUUUAUACGUCUAUGUAGACCUUCUCGUUGCCUGAAAUUAAAGAUUUGGAAUUGUUUCUUCACCAGAAUCAAUCUCUCAUCUUAUAAUCUUUUUACGGAAAGUUAGUUUGCAAUCUGAUUCAUGGCGGAGGCGAAACCGAGGACGAGUUUGACCGGCAGUAGCAGCAGAGAGUCGUUCAAGAGCAAGAAUCCGUUUAGCCGUAUGAUGAAAGACGAAGAUGAAAGCAAAAACAAGACAGGAUUGUCGAUGAGGAAGUCGUGGUCCACGGACUCGCUUGGUCUGCUCAGUAACAGCAACCGGUUGGGGAAGACGUGCGUUUGUGCUCCAACAAAGCACGAAGGGUCGUUCCGUUGCAGGCUUCACCGUUCAUCGGCCACCAGCCAAGGUGCAGCUACUACGCAACUUCAUCUCCCAAAGCCCUUGCUUUCUUCUAGUCGUCUCGACGACUAACAGUCUCUUGCGUUGUUCACAUAAAUCAAUAUGGUGCUGUCGUGGUUGUAUUGAAGAUUGUUCUUGCAGUCUUGCGUAAUUCACAAGAACUAAUAUGGUAACUUAUCGGUGAGAUUUUGAAAUAUUGUUCUUUUUCUUGGGCUGGUUUGGUUUGACCAUGUGCUAAUUUAUUUGGGAGGCCUGCAAUUCGCAGUACUGUAUUUCCUGACAAGAGUAUCCUUCUAAUAUUUGUUAUGACAAAGAA
Molecule: messenger RNA, 800 nt
Organism: Eutrema salsugineum
Lineage: Eukaryota; Viridiplantae; Streptophyta; Magnoliopsida; Brassicales; Brassicaceae
Exons: 1
Coding region: 227-556 (109 amino acids)
Source: RefSeq, a predicted model, not a curated record